Neurospora crassa OR74A is the source of this 2235-nucleotide messenger RNA. RefSeq names its product bfr-2. Gene Ontology annotation, biological process: maturation of SSU-rRNA from tricistronic rRNA transcript (SSU-rRNA, 5.8S rRNA, LSU-rRNA). The coding region runs from base 131 to 2041 and encodes 636 amino acids. NCBI's taxonomy places the organism in Eukaryota, Fungi, Ascomycota, Sordariomycetes, Sordariales, Sordariaceae. The transcript is spliced from 3 exons. Gene Ontology annotation, cellular component: nucleus; nucleolus. The record is from RefSeq and is a predicted model, not a curated record.
GUUCCCGUUGUUCCAUCAAUUCGGAUCCUCUGUAUUUUUCAGAACCAUUCAUUCAGGCGCCAUCUCGAAUUAUUCCUCUUCUUUGGCGCCAACACCACAACCACCACCACCACCAGACAGAGCCGAUACCAUGCCAUUGUACACCACAAAAAAGAGCAACAAGCUGCGGGCUUCCAUGUUCGAUGAGAAGCCUGCAAAGGACUACGAUCCUGAAGCCGAGCCUCGCGAUGGUGACGAUGAUCAGAGCGGAAGCGAAGCCGACAGCGAUGUUGAACGCGCCGAGACGGAACACUAUGUCACAGUUGGCAAGAGCAAGCUUCGAAAAGCAGAAGCACCCACACUCGGCCCCGAAUACAGCGGUACCCGCGUCAGCCGCAAGGCCCUAGAGGAGAGCGACGAAGAAGAUUUUGAGGACGAGGAGGAAGACGAUGAGGAAGAUGAUGAUGACGAGGACGACCUCGAAGAUGGCGAGUCCGAGACCGGCUCCGAAGAGUUCGCCGACCCAGAUACCGCGGACCUCGAACGCGAUCACAUCGACGAAGACGCCGAGAUCUCCAGCGACAAUGCGCUAGGGGAGGAUGACGCAGACUGGGCGGAAAAGUUCACCUUCCGUGGAAGCUCCAAGCCCAAGACACCAGCCAAGACCUCCAAGAAGGACGACCUUGCGGUUCGCAUCAAGAAGAGGCCCACUGCUGCUGACUUUAUGUCCGGCUCCGAGGAUGAUGAAGAGGAGGAAGAUGAUGAGGAGGAUCUUGAGGAAGACGAGGAAGACGAGGAGGAUUCUGAGGAGGGCGAGCAAAACGGCCUGUUCGACAUGGAGGCCGAAGAGACGGAGGACGACGAGGGUGAGGAUGAUGAGGAAGAACUUGACGGUGCUCUGCUCUCCGGCAGCGACGACGAAGAGGGCGAUUCCGAAGAGGACGACGAGGAUGACGAAGAAGGCUCCGGCGACGAGGACGAGGACGAAGAUGACGAAGACGAAGACGAAGAUGAGGACGAUGAGUCUGGCGACGAUGACGAGAAGAACGACGUGAACGCCGAGCUCCGCAAGAUCAUGGCCGAAGACGAGAAGAAGAUCGUUUCCACCUUCUCGAAAGCCGCCGAGGCCGACGCCCAAAAGGGUGUUGCCGUCCGCUCCCAGCGCCGCAUCUUCGACUCCAUCCUCAACCUCCGCAUCCGUCUCCAAAAGGCCCUCAUCGCCGCCAACACCUUCAACUGCGUCGAGAAGCCCGAAAACUUCAAGGAGAAGCCCUACGAGGCCGCCGAGGAAGCCGCCGUCAAGCUCUGGAACACCAUCGACUCGGUCCGCAACAGCUUCCUCCCCGAGCAAGUCAAGGCCAAGGCCGGCGAGAAGCGCAAGCGCGACGCCAUCGAGCUCGACACGCCCGCGCAGGAAAUCUGGGAGGUUCUUGAGGCCGUCGAGGGUCCCGCCAACAAGUACCGCCGCCAGGUCCUCGACAAGUGGUCCACCCGCGUGCGCAGCACCACCGCCAGCAUGACCAAGGAGCGCCGCCUCGCGCAGUCUGCCGGCUCCCAAUCGCUCGUCUCCGUGCUCGACGACCAGCUCCUCAGCGCCGACCGCCUCAUCAAGAAGGCGCGCACGCCGCGCUCGUGCGCCCCCGCGCAGGCGGCCAAGAAGGUCGAGGAAGACGCCGACAUCUACGACGACGCCGACUUUUACCAGCUGCUGCUUAAGGAGCUAGUCGACCAGCGCAGUUCGGAUUCCGCUGCGCCUGGAGAGUCCGUGGCGACCGUCAGGUGGGCGGCGCUCAAGGAGGCCAAGACGAGGAAGCAGGUGGAUCGGAAGGCGAGCAAGGGUCGCAAGUUGCGGUUCACGGUGCACGAGAAGUUGCAGAACUUUAUGGCGCCGGAGGAUAGAAGGUCAUGGGAGGAGCAUGCGAUCGAUCGGUUCUUUGGCACGCUGUUUGGGCAGAAGAUGGUGCUCAAGGAGGAUGAGGCGGAGGCAGAGGCGGCGGAGGAGGAUGAGGAGAUGGGUGGUGUUAACGUUGAGGAGGCUGGUUUGAAGCUUUUCCGGUCGUGAGUGACGGUAGAGACGUACGAGGGAGAAGGAUAUAUCCUGAAUAUGGAUGAGAAACAUGCAUAGAUUAUAGUUGGAGAGAGAGCGAAUGCUCGUCUGUUGCAAUACCCGCAUUUACGAGGCGUGCAAAAGGAAUAUACAUGUUCUUGACAUCAUCAGCUUCAUUCUUCGAUUAUCAUGAAUUAAUUCAAAUUGGG